UAUUGCUAGGCAGUAUGUCAAUAACGGUGCCCGCGAGAGACAGCAAGCAGGCGGUAAUGGUUACAAGACAAAGCUCGCUAUCAUUCUUGUCUCACUCUCCCAGAGGACAGGAUAGUGAUAACCUCGUCUCAAAAAAUAGUUACCACUACCACCACCACAUUUAUAUUCUGACGAACUUUACCAUCACACUCAUUCACUCAAGGCACCUCAUCAACGAAACAUUGGUGAAUACAAAUGCUACAAAUAUUCUUAACGUAUUGUCAAACAAAAUGAGUCAGCAAACAGAAUAUUGUACUACAGCCAAAUCAGAGUAAUACUCAGAAGAAUAAAGUAAAUAAUUAUAUUUUAUCAAGAAAUCUGUGCUAAUAUAUUCACAUUAUGCUUUCAUUACGGUGUGUAUUGGCUUGUAUAGUGUGCGUGUGCGCCUUCCAGAGUACUCUUGAAGACAAGGCUUCCAAUACUAAACUUUUGACACGUCGCAUAUCGUCGAACAUCAAUGUUAAUAUCAGAGAACAUAAACUCUUCGAAUCGAAUUUAUUAAGAAAGUACAUACUUACUCUUCAAAAAAAUAAUAUUUAUAAGAAUAACCUAAUCGAUUCCAAACUAGAAACUAGAAACAGUGUCCUAAUUAAUCAAAAUAAUUUUUUGGGUAGUGUUAACGAAAAUGGAGUGCUGCACGAGAUCCCUAAAACCAGAGUUCUGGAGCCUCCAGUGACACCUUUUAGUCUUAUUACUCUUACAACGAGCAAUACAGCGAGAGAACAUAUGCCCGAUGGUCAGGCAGACUUGGCAAGAGGACAGCAAGAUGAAUCUGACGACGAUGGGCCUUCUAUGAGAGGCACAGCACCGCCCUUUGUGUGUGACCUGUGCCCCACCACCGUAGAUAGCAAGAACCCCCUCUCACCUUGUACAUGUGUGGGUAACUCUGGGAGCCUGGCCGGGGAGAUCAGCAUCACCUGCCCACCCAGCACGGCCACCACGGAGCAACUUCACGACCUCUUCACUCAUACAGACUUUUUUACCACCAGUGUCUUUAGAUUCACCUUGCAAGGGUCCAACGUGAGCGGGGUGCUGAGUCAGGAGCUGUGGGGAGAUCUCACCUUCACCCAGGUCAUCAUCACUGAUAACAAGAUCAAUCACGUCGACAACAAGGCCUUCAACAACUCCGCCAACACCCUCACCUUACUUAACCUUGAUAACAACGAGAUCAGCUACUACGUAACGUCAGGCACUGACGACCUGCCUAAACUAACAACACUGGUAUUGAAGAGGAACCGUAUCCCCAUCGUUUUCACCAACGCCUUCAGCUACGCCAGUCUUACAGUGCUCGACCUCUCCUCCAACCUCAUAGACACAAUUGGCAAGGACGCCUUUGCAGGUACUGUACUGUUUUGUCGAAGAUGUUAAUUACUUACAAGGAGAAUCAAAAAAGUGAAGUGUAAGAAUGCCGCUCAUUAACACAAAUGAACAUACAUGGAGACAAUAAAACAA
Molecule: messenger RNA, 1491 nt
Organism: Cherax quadricarinatus
Lineage: Eukaryota; Metazoa; Arthropoda; Malacostraca; Decapoda; Parastacidae
Source: RefSeq, a predicted model, not a curated record